This is a messenger RNA of Hypoxylon trugodes, 2655 nucleotides long. Its product is annotated as Het-C-domain-containing protein. The record is from RefSeq and is a predicted model, not a curated record. The transcript has 6 exons. Bases 1 to 2655 code for a protein of 884 amino acids. Lineage: Eukaryota; Fungi; Ascomycota; Sordariomycetes; Xylariales; Hypoxylaceae.
AUGAUCACCCUCAAGCCCUUCCCCGCCUUCCUGGGGUUGGUUUUCCUAUUCGUAUUCGCCCGUCCUGCUCUUGCUUUCGGUGCUGGUAACAUCGCUGGCAUCUCUCGAGUCGAGGGACAGAAUUGGCGUCAUGGAGAUAUUGAAGAUACCCUUCUAACCAUCUUAAUGGCUCGAGCCGUUGGAGGCAAGAAGUUCGACAAGCUUAUGGUAUCUCGUGUUUACUUCGGAAACUGGCUUCGAGAUUAUUCCCAGGCUAUUGAUGUCGGUACCGUCAAAGCUGUCUCGGCCGAAGCCAUCCGACUACUUCUUUGUGUCCUCGGCUUUUUGACCUUUGGAUACGGUUCCAAGGAAUUCGAAGUUACUGCUGAGCGUCUUGGUUGCUAUAGGCCAGAAGACCAUAUCGAUAACCCGAAGAACUAUGCCGACAACCAAGAUGCUCGACAAUAUGACCGCAGAUUGCGUGGCCCAGUUGAUGAGAGAGUUGAACUCGCCAUCGACCCGGAGACAGGCUUGAAGAACUACAUCGCGAACGAGCGUUCCAGGAUUAUGACAUCGGCACUUCACGUUAGGCGACUGUUUAGUCGCUGCAUUGAACUUGGUCGAUCUUACAAGCGAAACAACAGGAAGAGCGACCUACACGAGGCUCUGCGAUUGCUCGGUACUGGUCUUCACUGUCUUGAAGAUUUCCUUGCCCACAGUAACUACACAGAGCUGGCACUUAUCGAGCUAGGCGAGCGUGAUAUCUUCCCGCAUGUUGGUAGACGCUCUAGAAUCCAAAUCCCUGGCGCCCGGCACGAAGUCUACCCUUGUGUGACUGGAACUUUUGGAGGCGUCGACUUCCUACAUUCCGUUACUGGAGAAGUCUCGGAUAAGCUUACACAGAACGAGAUUCAAGAACUUGAGGGAACCCUUGAAGAGAGUUCAAGGAAGAACGAUACUAGCAUUCUGGAAGGACUCCUUGACAAAAUCCCGGAUGGAAUCUUUGGCGGCGACAACAAGAAACAGAAGAUGGAAGACAUCCAGAGCAAUGCUGCUAGCGCGCAGAUGGCCAAUACUUCCAUCUCUCCAAGGGAACCAGAGGAAUUUACUCGAUACAUCCAACAGGUCUACCAACAGGUUAUGCCUGCCAUUGAAUUCCACGAUGACCUCAUCAAGGCUAUUACCGAGGCAAUCGAGAAGAUCCCCGUCCUACCUCAACUUAUCGAACAGCUUGAGGAUCAGUUGUCGAUGUGGGUUUUCUCAAUUAUGGCGCCUUUUGUUGUUCCCAUCAUCCAGCAGGUCAAGAAUGAGCUUCGUACUGGCUCAUCAGAGAUUAUUGAGAGCAGCAAGAACGAGCAGCAUAUUGUCUUCGACGAUGAUGAAUGCACUGACCCAACACACUCUAUGCUCUCUAAGGACCAUUUCUCCAACAUCCUUAACGAAAUUGCGGGUAAGACUGCUAGUAAGGUCGUCUAUUGGGUAGUUCCUCAGAUUAUGGACGCCUGGGAUGAUGAGAGAGUCGACGUGGACCGUCUGAAUGACCGCAUAAUUAACGGAGUCCUCCACCACCCGGCUCAGCGCGACAUGGGAGAGGAUGGAGCCCGCGAUGGUCGACAGAUCAUGUUCCGUUCCGUCGAGGAAUGGUGGAGCCAGAUGGACGAGGAUGCGAAGGAUGAAUACCGCCAGAAGCUCUCUCGCGAUGGCGUCCUAAACGGCGAAAACCACAAGGAAGGAGUUGAGGACUCUGGCCACGGCUGCGGAAAGCCUCUUGGUAUGCACAAGAACUUUGGUCAAGGUGGAAAUGCUGAAGACCGUAUUACCAACGCCGCUGCUGAUGCCAUCGUCGGAGGCGUUACUGGCGGUAUCUCUGACUUUGUCAAGACUCAAUCUGGUGGGCAGAUCAACUUGCCGAACUUCGGAGGGCAGGAGUCUAGCAGUUCCGGUGGUGGAGGUGGAGGACUCCUGGGAGCUAUUGGUAGUUCUCUACUAGGCGGUACUUUCAAAAGUGGUGAAACAGAAUCUUUUGGAAGUAGACGCCAAGCCGAUGAUGGGUCUUAUAGCGAAAGUCGAACUGAGUACGGACGCUCUGGAGAUCGUUACGGCCAGGCCGAAUAUUCCGAGAGUCAACAUACCGGAGGAGGCGAGAGUCGGGAGUACCGUCGUUACGAGCAAGAUGACGAUGGUCGAGGUUAUGGAUACCAAGAGCGUACUGACUCUCGUCCUAGCUACGGUGGUGGGUAUGAGGAGCGCACGGAACGUCGAUACGAAAGUAACGACGACAGCUACGGCGAAUCUGGUGGGUGGAACCGACGCGGAGGCUAUGACAACGAUAACUCUGGCGGACGCCAAGAGGGUUACGGUAGCGAUAACUACCGCCGUGAAGAGCGUUCGUAUGAGUCUUCCUAUGGUAAUGAUCGAUACGAGCGUCGCGAGGAAGGUUCGGGAUAUGGCCGCUCGGGUGGAUACGAUCGUGAGGAGAGCUCUGGGUAUGGACGUUCUGGUGACUACGGCCGCGAAGAGAGAUCCGACUACGACGACCGCCGAGAGAGGCGUCGCGACGAUGACGGUGGAUCAGGUGGAUUCCUAGAUCAAGUUAUAGAUCGCGUCGGCGACGCUCUUGAUGAUGAUAAUGGCCGCCGCCGUCGUGAUGAAGGAGGUAGCGGAUGGGGCUUCUAA